This is a messenger RNA of Nicrophorus vespilloides, 466 nucleotides long. RefSeq lists its product as uncharacterized. Gene Ontology annotation, molecular function: RNA binding. The coding region runs from base 151 to 417 and encodes 88 amino acids. NCBI's taxonomy places the organism in Eukaryota, Metazoa, Arthropoda, Insecta, Coleoptera, Silphidae. The record is from RefSeq and is a predicted model, not a curated record. Gene Ontology annotation, biological process: RNA 5'-cap (guanine-N7)-methylation. The transcript has a single exon.
UAUGUUUACAAUAUUUGUUGAUUUUUCAGCAUUACUAUCAUUACUAUAAAAUCGCAGUUACUGACAGUUACACAAAGUUUUAUUUCAAUUGUUCGAGCAAGGCAAGUUUCAGACCCAACGAAUAUACAUACUUAGAAAAGUGUUUAUAAAAUGUCUUCAGAUAGUUUAAGUUCUGAGCAAUUGGCAUUUUUAGAGAAAUGCAAUUACGAUUUUGCACAUAGAUUCACUGAAGCAGAUACAGAAUACAUGAAAGUAUAUCAUGAAGGAAUACCAAAUCCACCAAUAAUUAGCCCUUGGUAUGGCAAAACCAGGUUCAACAGGCAUCGAGGAGGACAUGGAAGCAGACAUCAUCACAACAGAGAUAAUUACAACUAUAAUAAGAGGGACAAUGAUAGAGGUUACAACAACUAUCAUUAGAUAUUAAUGUAAAUAGACAAAAAAAAUUAAAUUUGUAAACAUCAAUCAA